CACACACAGAGCGGGAAUAUGGAGCGGGAAACAAGAGAGGAGGGCCGAAAGAAAGGGCGAAGAAGGCGGAGACGAAAAACUCAAAAGGAUUGAAACAUGGCUCUGCCCUCUUCUGACAUGUGGAUCGGGACUCAAGUGGGGAACCUACCAGGAGGAAUGUAUCAAGAUUCUCUUCUAUGGAAGGCUGUCUCCUCCUUUUCCUUCCUUCGUCUCCUUGGGAGGGCUCCUCAGCAUGCGCACGGCGGGGUCGGCGGCUUCGGGGACGGGCGCCGGCGGGAGCGCGGGGAAGCCGCAGCAGCCGCCGCAGCAGCCGCCGCAGCCGCCCAGCAGCGGCGAGGAUGAGCGCUUCAGCGUUCUGAGCUGGGAGCAGGUGCAGCGCCUGGACCACAUCCUCGAAGAGGCCGUGCCCAUCCACGGCCGAGGCAACUUCCCGACCCUGUCGGUGCGGCCGCGCAGGAUCGUGCAGGUAGUCCGUAGCCGUCUAGAAAAACAAGGUAUCCCUGUCCACAACGUGAGACUGAAUGGCUCUGCUGCAAGCCAUGUGCUACAUCAGGACAGUGGCCUGGGGUACAAGGAUCUGGAUCUCAUUUUUGGUGUAGACCUGAAAAGUGAGGAUGUCUUCCAGCUGGUGAAAGAUGUAGUGAUGGAUUGUCUCCUGGACUUCCUCCCAGAAGGGGUAAACAAAGACAAGAUCACUCCCAUGACUCUGAAAGAGGCCUAUGUGCAGAAACUGGUGAAAGUGUGCAAUGAAACAGACCGUUGGAGUCUUAUAUCACUGUCCAACAACAGUGGGAAGAAUGUGGAACUCAAAUUUGUAGACUCUCUUCGGCGGCAGUUUGAGUUCAGUGUAGAUUCUUUUCAGAUAAUAUUGGACUCACUGUUGCUCUUUGGAGAGUGUUCAGAGAACCCAAUGUCUGCAAACUUCCACCCUACUGUCACCGGAGAGAGUAUGUAUGGGGACUUUGAGGAAGCGAUGGACCACCUGAGGAACCGGAUCAUCGCCACCAGGAAUCCAGAGGAGAUCAGAGGUGGUGGGCUUCUGAAGUACUGCAACCUCCUUGUAAGGGGAUUUAAGCCCAGAUCAGAUGUGGACAUGAAGGCGCUACAGAGAUACAUGUGCUCCAGGUUUUUUAUAGACUUUCCUGACAUUGGGGAGCAGCAGCGGAAGCUGGAGUCUUACCUUCAGAGCCACUUUGUUGGGAUGGAAAGUAAAAGGUACGAUUGCCUGAUGACCCUUCACAGAGUGGUAAAUGAGAGUACAGUGUGCUUGAUGGGACAUGAAAGGCGGCAGACGCUGAACCUUAUAGCCAUGUUGGCUGUGAGGGUCUUGGCCGAACAGAACAUCAUCCCGACUGUCACAAAUGUGACCUGUUACUACCAGCCGGCACCAUACGUCAGCGAAAUCAAUGUCAACUAUUAUGUCACCCACAUGCAACCUCUUCUGCCGUGCAGUCACUCCUACCCAACUUGGCUCCCCUGCAACUGAGCGCUGGAAUGGCUCCAGUCCUUGUCCUCUGGGGAGCAGAGGUUGUGCGCUCAGAAUAAGAAAUGUUCUUGAGUGUGUUGCUCCUACAUUGGAACUAAGUCUGCUGUAUAUUGUGGGAAAUUGUGCAGUGUUAUGAGUAGUUACCAGAAAUGUUUACAGUAGAAAAUGCUUGAGUUAUGUAUGGGGUGGGUGGAUAGGAUUAGGUUCAAGGUAGAGCUGCACUACCUGAGAUGCAAGCUGAUUUUUUUCUUUUUUUAGUACAAGAAGCAUUAAGGGCUGUGCAGACUGUUUCUGAAGAUAUGCCAAAGUGUCCGAUUCCUUUUUAAGGGACCAAAGAAAUCCUAUUCAAGUGCCUGCAACCAAAAAAAAAAAAAGUACUGUAACCUUAUUAUUUUGUAAGGGCAGAACUCCCUAUCGGUGGUAGUUUGGGAUGUCUGCAAGUUGGGUCAUCCAGUCAUUUCCGUCACGGGAUCAGGAUGGGCAGGAGCUUGCAAGAACAGUAGCUGUGCUGUGACUUGCUUUCUGAUGGACCAGCAGUAUUGAUUAGCAGCCAAAUGGUGGGGGUGGGGGAAUAGGACUGGGUUCAUAGCCAUAAAGAUGGUUUUGGCAUAGAUGGGUGGUUGUCCCCAUUCACCAUCAUGAAGGCUAGAAGAAGAAUGGGAUCCUGCCCCCAAAGUAUUGCUCUUUAAAAUGUGCAGUGCCAAACCUAGGAGGUGACUUCAUGAAGGAGAGGCUUUAAAGGAGUCUUUGCUUGUCGCAGUAUGCCCUUUCUGAAGGAAAAUCAAAGACGUUUCAAGUGGGAGUUCUGAGAUACUAAAAGUCAGCCUAGCUGGCUGCCAACUGGGAUGAAUUGGUGGAAGCACAAACAGAUGUAGGCAGACCGAUCUGUUCCUGGUAGCAGUUGUGAGCUAAGAAUUAGGUCCUGGGCCAAGAGGCCUGGAAAAUAUGGAAAAUGAUGUGCUUGCCAGCCCUAUGAGCUGCUAUUCUUUUCUUUAUCGAGUGCCUGUGUCUGCCUGCUUGACUCCACAUCAGAGUAAAACGAUCUUCUGUGUAGCCCAGCAAGAGGCUUCUUGUUGGCAAAGGACUGAUGUGGGGAAAUUCUCUCAAGUUUGGUGCUUUUCUGAGGUAGAAGAGAGACGGGAGGGAGGUCUUGAAAGCUGAACUCUGUGUUAAAGAGGCGCUUGAUAUCUUGUACAAAAUAAGCAGACUUUUGAAGUAACUACUUAUGCAGCACAAUAAUCCUUUUCUGGAUAUUUUGGAUUGCAUAGCAAUUCCUCGUGCAAUAUGUCAGUUCAGGUUGAUUAUGCUUUUCUUAGGAAGCUGAAGCAGUGAAUACUUUAGCUUUUUUGGCAGGCCUGCUCUGAAAGGGCUGUAUGAAAGAUGUUUCAUGGUGUAUCCUUGAAGGUCAACCUACUUACUGAUCUGUUCCUUUGCAAUAAUGCUGUACCAUAAUGGGGCAGGCUGAAAAAAAAUGAAAUAAAAUGUCAUACUUGGAAUGUGUCUAGGUAAAAUUCUGCCUCUUCCUGGGGAAUGCGAGCUGGGUUGGCUAGACCAAACCAUUUUCGGUCUGCUGCCUGCUUCAAGUCUUCCCAUCUUGACUUUCACAACUCAUCCUGGCUGAGAAGGGCUGAAUGCUUGCUUCUGAGAGGUCCAAUGCUAUGUAAAUAGGGAGUUCUCCUGAAAUACAUUCAAUGACUCUUGAAGACAUUUCCUCCUCUACGUACUGGUGAAUUCCUCCCUGCUCCAAGAUGAAUGUGGCCUCGGUGCCAAAAGCAAGGAGCUUCAUUGAGUUUUCCCGUCUUCCACUUGAAGAGGAUGCUUCUAGACUCUCCUUGGGGAGCAUUUCAAUAGUUCACAUUUAAAAGGGUUUGCACUAAAGUAGCACGGCUGACUGGCUAGCAGCACUUUUUUGGCUGAUGGGAAACUUAAGCAUUAGAAGAACUGCCUCUUUACAAAGUUAAACUGUUUAAAGGCAAAAACAAAACCUUCCCCUAUAACCAAGGGCUUGCUGGAGGGGUUUUUAAUGCAUUUUUGUGGCAUGGGGAUGGGUGUGUGUGGGGUGCAUUUCUUACAAAUGGAGGCUGCGUCAGACAUAUGCUGUGAUCAUGCUGUUUUCUUGUAUGUGUGAGGGUAGCCUAAAUAUUUGAAGAGGUUGACACUUUGAAUGGCACUUCUAGACUUGUGUUUGAAUGUGUUCGGCAGCAAUCAGACCUGUCAUGCAGUAGGCCUGACAUAAGACUUGCUAGAUUCUUUAGAAUCUGUCACCUUAAAUAAAUACAAUGUAUUGAAUUUUGUUGGAUUCUUCUUACUUGACCACAUGAAGAUACUGCAGUUCUUGUUUCUCAGUCACUAGCCUUCCCUUUGACCCCUCUAACCCCUCUCCUCUGAAACAAGACCGAUGUGGGCAGAAUUGGAGCCAAGCACAAUGACGACUCCCCAGUUACUAGCCCUCCUUCUGCUUUACCAAUGGCUUUCCUCAGGCACUUCAAAUUAGAGCUGCGAAGGGGAGCACACAGGCAAUCUCUAGCACAGCCUUCCCUAGCGUGGCAUCUUCACAUACCUUGGUAUGCAUUUCCUGUCAUCCCUAAGAAUUGGUCAUGAUGAUGGGGGCUGUAGGCAACACCUCUGGAGAGUACCAUGUUGGGAAGGCUGGUUUAGUAUCAGGUACCAACUCAGGCAUGCUACCACAAGCCCGUGGGCAGAGGUCAGCUCUGAGCUUCAGCAACAAGGGACAAAGCAUUAGCACUGUAUAGUCAUACCAUGUUGGUGAAGGGACAGCAUAACCCUCGCCAAUUCUUCCUUCAUGUAGAACAGUGUUUCAGCAUGCAUUGAGCCCCCCCCCCAGUACUAAAAGUUUCAGGGGGAAAGCAAUACAGACCACCUCCAUGGGGGUGCAGGGCUUCUUUGUAAUGGAAGUUGAGGCAUGUUGGAGUAAGCAUCUUCUAAAGUGGAAACAGAACUUGAUACAAGUGGAAGAAUUCACUAAAAAUCCUGAUCAGGAACUAAAUUACCUGAGGGUAGAGGUGCUAUAUCUGUAUGUGAGUGUUGCAUAAAGAGAGAAUUGAGCUAAUGUGCUGUUUUUAACAUGGGCUUUAAAUUGCAGUCUGUUCUGGAGGGGAGGGGAGAAAAUAGAAGGAUUUUGAAGAACCCCAAGUUUAGCAUCCUUCAUGUGGCCCCCUACCCCAUGUGAUUCUGUCUUAAUUUUUCUGUUAGCAUUCACAUUAGCAAGGCCCAAAACAGUACAGAAAGUUACCUUCUGGUGUGACAGUGAAUUUGGCCUAUAUGCAAAGUAUACGGUAGUUCAUGUCCUACCAAGGUCUAGCUCUCUUGUGCCAUUCCAAUAGCAUGAUCUCUCCUGUCUCAGUCCAUUGCGUACUGCAGUUGGCAGUUGUCUCUGAAUCUGAUCAGAGCAGCACAAAACACCUGAUGUGGUUGGCUUUUUCCAUUGUUGGAGCAGAUCAGGCUAAACAAAAGGAUGCUAGUGGAAAACACCAGUUGUGAUCUGAAAGGGGCUUUCAAUGUUUGGGUGUUUGAGCUCUUUUAAAAUACCAAAUAAAAAUCUAUUUUCUCAAAA
This is a messenger RNA of Varanus komodoensis (Komodo dragon), 5060 nucleotides long. It is a transcript of the gene TENT5B, whose product is annotated as terminal nucleotidyltransferase 5B. The transcript has 4 exons. Gene Ontology annotation, molecular function: poly(A) RNA polymerase activity; RNA binding. Lineage: Eukaryota; Metazoa; Chordata; Lepidosauria; Squamata; Varanidae. The coding region runs from base 233 to 1486 and encodes 417 amino acids. The record is from RefSeq and is a predicted model, not a curated record. Gene Ontology annotation, biological process: mRNA stabilization.